GUUCUCGGAUGACAGUAAUAACCACCGGUAACCACCAAAUCCUUUCACACUACAGCAGGAGGGGCAUUAGGAACUAGGAAAGUUAAAUGCGGUGGCGGGCUUUGUGUAAGUGCUGGGGUUUGUUGCGAUUGAAAAUUGUUGAUCAUGCAAGACACAAAUAUGAGCGGAAAUAAAUUGUCAACAGAAAGUCUCGGGUCAUAUUUUUUAAAACAUGAUAAUUCUAGGAAUAUAGUACUGUUUUCUGAUUUACCAAAAUUAUGUUUAGAUGAGCCGUGUGUUCUUGGAGUCGAUGAAGCAGGGAGAGGGCCAGUAUUAGGUCCUAUGGUGUAUGGAAUCUGUUAUUGCCCACUGAGCAAGGCAGAAAACCUAAAGGCUUUGGGAUGUGCAGAUUCUAAAAUCCUAACAGAGGAGAAAAGAGAACUUAUAUUUGAGAAACUCUGUAAAGAAACAGAAUAUAUUGGGUGGGCUAUAGAAGCCAUCUCUCCAAACAUCAUCUGCAAUAGCAUGUUCCGAAGACAGAAGCAUUCUUUGAAUCAAGUAGCACAGGAUUCAACAGUUGGGCUCCUCACAAAAGCAAAGAGCUCUGGAAUAAACAUCAGUGAGGUGUAUGUUGAUACUGUUGGAAUUCCUGAAAAAUAUCAGGCGAAGUUAUCAGAAAUAUUUCCAGAAUUUAAGAUUACAGUUGCUAAGAAAGCUGAUGCCAUUUACCCAAUUGUAAGUGCAGCCAGCAUCUGUGCCAAAGUGUCCAGAGAUACAGCCCUGAAAGGAUGGAUAUUUCAAGAGGGCCUUGAAGCAACUUCAGAUGAUUUUGGAAGUGGUUACCCUAAUGAUCCUGUAACCAAAGCAUUUCUGAUAAAGAAUAUUGAUCCCGUGUUUGGAUAUCCACAGUUAGUCAGAUUUAGUUGGUCAACAGCGGGAAAAAUUCUGCAAGAACAUUCUGCACUUGUGGAGUGGGAAGAUGAGGAAGAGGAGGAAAGUGGAGCAAGUAAGAAUACAACCAUAACAUCAUUUUUUAACAAGGUUGGCUCCAACAAGAGGCAAAAAACAAAACAUGCCUUUUUUACAGCACGAAACCUUGCAGUCUCAGAUUUACUAUGAUUUGGACUGAUUUGUCAAAAUUUUCACCCCUGUACAUGGUACAUGUACUCAAGUGAAAGGUGCAAACAGAUAUGUUGAAAAAUUAAGGACUUCAACCCAGAACUUUAAACUGCAGGAAUUUUCAUUUAGAACAUAAGCUGUAAUAUUGGCCAAAUCUCCUGUCUGCAGCAUGGUAUAGUAUGUUAUUAUUCACUGUUGUACUUACACUGGAACUUACAGUUACUGUUUACAAUUAAGUUUAUUUCAGUCCAGUGUGACAUAUAAUGCCUUCACCACUUCAGCACUUAGUUACCUAAGAUG
Messenger RNA from Cryptotermes secundus, 1398 nucleotides. Its product is annotated as ribonuclease H2 subunit A. Gene Ontology annotation, biological process: DNA replication, removal of RNA primer; mismatch repair. The record is from RefSeq and is a predicted model, not a curated record. The transcript is spliced from 6 exons. NCBI's taxonomy places the organism in Eukaryota, Metazoa, Arthropoda, Insecta, Blattodea, Kalotermitidae. Bases 145 to 1098 code for a protein of 317 amino acids. Gene Ontology annotation, molecular function: RNA binding; RNA-DNA hybrid ribonuclease activity. Gene Ontology annotation, cellular component: ribonuclease H2 complex.